CUCCCGAUCUCCGACCACCGACCAGAUCGCCGGCGACGAUGGCCACCGAGAGCUACCCGGCUCAGGCUCCGGCUCCGGCCAUGCCUCCCGCGGCGGGAGACCGCGCCGGCGGCGGCGGCGGCGGCAGGGCGGCGCGGGCGGCGCUGCUCCCGCCUCCGCGCAGGGGGCAGAUCAAGGAGCAGAUCAUCAAGGACAUCGUCGCCGCGUUCUCCGGCGUCAUCGCCGGCCGCGGCCGCAACGACAGGAACGGCGGCGGCGGCGUUCCUGUCUCCGACGACACCGACAACUGAACUAGAAGCUGAAGCCAUCCGCUCCUCCAAUUUCUGCUGCUACUAUGGGCUCCUUUUAUGCUCGCAGCAGAAUUUUUCAGGAGCAAAGUUAAAAUAAUUACGAAGAGCUCUUAUAAUCAGUUAAAAUCUCUUGUUGAUCUCUUCCUCUCGCCCCUGUCUUGGUUGGAUUAGCUGCCAUAUUAGAGUAAGCACUAAUCCAUCCAUACUUCUCGUUGAUUUCGUGUGGUUAAGUCGUCUUAGCCUUUCAGGUUCAGGAGGUUGUUAAGGUUUUUAAGUAAGAACCUCCUGUAGCUUACUUGCUUGUUAAGGUUGUUAAUGUUGUCUUCUAGUUCUUGGCUUGGUGUCUUUUGGUGUUUAUGUUUGAUUGUAUAAGUUGUUUUCUUAGAUAAUGGAUUGUAUAAGUUGUUGGAUGGAUCAGCAAGUAUUAGGCCUGGUCAUUCCUUCCUUGUGUACUACCUCCCAUGUACUAUGUUUGGUUUUCUACUUGUCAAUUCAGUUAAGCAUUUGUGUGUAAACUGUGUUAGAACUCUGCUUUUUGAUGUUGUGGAA
This is a messenger RNA of Oryza sativa Japonica Group (Japanese rice), 839 nucleotides long. RefSeq lists its product as uncharacterized. NCBI's taxonomy places the organism in Eukaryota, Viridiplantae, Streptophyta, Magnoliopsida, Poales, Poaceae. The record is from RefSeq and is a predicted model, not a curated record.